AUGACAGGUGAGGAAGGUGGGAAAGUGAGCAUUGAGAUAGUGAAGUGUCCUGCAGGAAAUAGGGUCAAGACAGAUUGCACAGAGACUGCACACACUUCCUGUGUGGCCUGCGAGGAUGGAACCCACAUGGAUAAGCCCAGCGGACUCAAACAAUGCACUCACUGCACAAUCUGUGACCCAAGUUUUGGUCUGAAGGAGAACAGGACAUGCACAUCAACAUUAGAUACAGUUUGUAAACCAGAGGAUGGAUUCUACUGUGUUGAACUUGCAGCUGGUAGCUGCAUGGCAGCACACAAACACAGGCAAUGUCAACCAGGAGAAUACAUCAGCCAAACAGGUUGGUUUCUUAUGCGUGUAGUGUAAAUAACCUGGAUGAAAUAAUCUGUUUGUUACUUGCAGUGGUUUCUGAAUGAGGUGUUAUUAACUUUAUAGUAAAGCUUAGAAGGAUCAUAUUUGUAUUUUUAAACAAUUUUAAAUCAGAAUCAAAGGUGGAGUCACCUGAUACGUGUAAUCACUCCGAUGUCACAGUC
Neolamprologus brichardi is the source of this 530-nucleotide messenger RNA. The record is from RefSeq and is a predicted model, not a curated record. Lineage: Eukaryota; Metazoa; Chordata; Actinopteri; Cichliformes; Cichlidae.